AUGAUAAUCAGAAACUUUUGCUUGUUUUUGUGAUAUCUCUCUCUCUCUCUCUCUUUCUCUUUUUCUGGUUGUGGAAGCAAAAGAGAAGAUGGCGUAUAGAAGAAGACAAGGCAUAUCAAGAGCUUCAACAUUCAAAGAAGAAAUCCAUUCAUCAUUGGAUGAUGAUCCUAAAGAUUCUCAUCAACAAAAUGGCUCUACACCUUCCCUCUCUUCUUCUAAUUCUUCUUCGCUCGCCGCUCAAGCCAUUAAAGCCUCCGCUGCUCGUCGUCAGCCUGCUCUUUCCUUUGCCUUUGACUCCUCUCAUCCUGAUCAUCAACGAUCCACGAGUUUUGAUGCUUAUGGAAAUGACAACAACAAAUCUGGUUUCUGGGGUGUUUUGGCUCAUAAAGCCAAAUCAAUGCUGGAUGAAAACAAUUCAGAUCCACAACAACAUGACACAAAGCCACAAACUGUCAAAUCACAUUCAUUUAAUACAUUUUCUAGCCCUUUUUCAACUCAGCCGUUUUAUCAACCUCCUGACUCUAAUAAAAGAAUGGACAAUGCUUCGAUUCGGAAGGGAUUGGAUGCAAUCUCUACUUCUCUUAAUCAUCUAGGUGACACCUUUGAGAAGGCUUAUGAGGAUGGAAAAACAAUGGUGGAGAGUAAGACAGCAGACCUGAGAUCUCAAAUCAGGCGAAAAGGUGACAACACAAACCAAGCUUCGAGUAUAAGGAAUCCAUGGCAGCAAUCAGAUCAGACACAGUCUCAUUCUAAUCAUGAAACACAACUCAAGCAAUCCCGCGACGUGGCAUUGGCAACAGCAGCAAAAGCAAAAUUACUUCUUCGUGAGCUAAAAACCGUUAAAGCGGAUUUAGCAUUUGCUAAAGCACGUUCUGCACAACUUGAAGAAGAAAAUAAAUUACUCAGGGAACGAGAAGGAAGCGAUAAGGGACUAAUCCGUGAUGAUGAUGAUCUGAUUCGGCUUCAAAUGGAGACACUUUUAGCUGAAAAGUCUCGCUUGGCUAAUGAGAACGAGACAUAUUCAAGGGAAAACCGUUUCUUGAGGGAGAUUGUGGAGUAUCAUCAGCUGACAAUGCAGGAUGUGGUGCAACUUGACGAGGGAAUGGAAGACGUCGCAGAACUUUAUCCAUUGCCUGUCAAUGGAAUCACUAGGUUGUUAUCUGGCUCACCACACUCGUUAUCACCUACACCGACAUCGCCUGAUGAGGUUUCUCUAGAAUCAACAAAAGUAAUGUUUCCUGUGCCAGAAGAAGAUGAUGAUGAUAAGAGUACAUCAGAAGAAAAUGAGACUCCUACUAGUGUCUCAGUUUCUCAAAAUACAGCAAAAUGAUUACACUUUUUUUGUUUAUAAGGUUAUAGUCUUAGAUGAGAUUCUCUUGUUUUGAGGAGUAUAUGCAUGUUUUGUAGCAUAUAUUCAUUUAUUUAUUAUAACUGAUUGCAAUGUGAGCGCUGAGAAAUUAAGACCAUGGGAGUCUUUGAUACUCAUGUCUGUUUUGUGUGUAACUUUCAUGUCACUAUGAGGUUGGUUUGGAAAACUCCUUUAUGUUUUUCUUGUGUAUUGGCUGAUCAAAUUUUGUUGAACGGCUAUUACAAAUAUUAAAGGUUUUAUUAACAUUUA
This is a messenger RNA of Vicia villosa (hairy vetch), 1618 nucleotides long. RefSeq lists its product as uncharacterized. The transcript is spliced from 6 exons. The coding region runs from base 89 to 1330 and encodes 413 amino acids. Lineage: Eukaryota; Viridiplantae; Streptophyta; Magnoliopsida; Fabales; Fabaceae. The record is from RefSeq and is a predicted model, not a curated record.